This is a messenger RNA of Anneissia japonica, 1126 nucleotides long. RefSeq lists its product as uncharacterized. Bases 94 to 897 code for a protein of 267 amino acids. Lineage: Eukaryota; Metazoa; Echinodermata; Crinoidea; Comatulida; Comatulidae. The transcript has 3 exons. The record is from RefSeq and is a predicted model, not a curated record.
AUAAAUAUGAUCUCCGGUUAGAACAAAUAUAUACCUGAAAUCUCUAUUGAACCAAGUAGAGCCUUGUCACAGAGCCACCAAUAUAAAUAAGUGAUGACAGCGUUACCAAUUCUCCUCGUGUGGUUUGGUCUGACGGCCGUCAAUUGCCUAACCCAGGCAGAGAUUGAAGCUUUCAAAGCUAGUGGCGAGAUUGAGUUGAAUACGGGGGUUGCUGGCUUCGUCGAAAUAGUCUCAACUGAUGAUGAACAUACUAUAAAUAGUAACGGUGUACCAGACCACGACACACCCGAUUACCCAACUCAACAUAACCCAAAUGACAUUAGUGUACAAGACUUUGCCUUUACAUUUCCCAUCAAUCCUACCUUUGCGGAAAAAACGACAGAGCUUCCAAUGGGCGCUAUAGGGCUUGCAAUAAAUGGAGUGGCUUUGUUUAACCCGUAUACAAUUGAGAGGGAAGAUGCUGUCCAAACCGAAAUAUUUGAUAGUUGUGACGGCCAUCCAAGUCCUACGGGUACUUAUCAUUACCACAAGAUGCCAUCAAGCUGCGUGUUCACUGUUGAAGAAGGCAUCCCGUCGGGCAUCGUCGGUGUUGCUCGUGACGGAUUUCCGAUCUACGGUCCGAUCGACGAAGACGGCACCCGAUUGACAUCGGAUGAUUUGGAUGAUUGCCACGGUAAAAUGUCUUCGGGAGGAGAGUAUCGAUACCACACAACGGACGACUUCCCGUAUAUCCUAGGUUGCUUCAAAGGAACUGUGGAAAUAUCUGGUGGAGGCCCGCCGCCGAAUACUCAAUCUACAACGCCGCCAUCCGGUAACGGAGCCCAAAUUGUUCAAUUGUCUUCAUUGAGACUGCUAUUUAUCGCGCUUUGGCUGUGCUCCAUUUCACUUAUUUUGUAAAGAACCUACCUAAAAUGAUACGACAUGCAAUAUGACAUAUUUAGAACUCAUGUUCUGUGUCUAUUACGAUUAUUACAUAUAACACCCUUAUUUUAAUGAUGGGGAUGAAAUAUUUUGUCAAAAACUAAGGCGGCCAUUUUGAACAGAAUAUUAAUUUAUUUUAGUAAAACAGAUAAAUUAUAUUACAUAUCUCUGUAAAUUAUCUUAUUAUUUUUUAUUUCAUAUACAU